AUGGCGAGUGAGGCGGUGCACUUAGAGAGUGUGGCGGUGCUCUUAGAGAGUGUGGAGGUGCGCUUAGAGAGUGUGGCGGUGGGCUUAAAGAGUGUGGCGGUGCGCUUCGAGAGUGUGGCGGUGCUCUUAGAGAGUGUGGCGGUGCGCGUAGAGAGUGUGACGGUGCGCUUAGAGAGUGUGGCGGUGCGCUUAGAGAGUGUGGCGGUGCGCUUCCAGAGUGUGGUGGUGCUCUUAGAGAGUGUGGCGGUGCGCGUAGGGAGUGUUUCGUGGGAUGGUGCGCUUGGGAGUGGGGUGGUGCGCUUGGGAGUGGGGUGGUCCGCUUGGGAGUGGGGUGGUCCGCCCCAUUCUCCCGCUUUCCAUCACCCCGCCCCAUUCUCCCGCUUUCCAUCACCCCGCCUGAUUCUCCCGCUUUCCAUCACCCCGCCCCAUUCUCCCGCUUUCCAUCACCCCGCCCCAUUCUCCCGCUUUCCAUCACCCCGCCUCAUUCUCCCUCUUUCCAUCACCCCGCCCCAUUCUCCCCCUUUCCAUCACCCCGCCCCAUUCUCCCGCUUUCCAUCACCCCGCCCCAUUCUCCCGCUUUCCAUCACCCACCCCAUUCUCCCGCUUUCCAUCACCCCGCCCCAUUCUCCCGCUUUCCAUCACCCCGCCCCAUUCUCCCGCUUUCCAUCACCCCGCCCCAUUCUCUCUCUUUCCAUCACCCCGCCCCGUUCUCCCGCUUUCCAUCACCCGCCCUGUUCUCCCGCUUUCCAUCACCCCGCCCCAUUCUCCCGCUUUCCAUCACCCCGCCCCAUUCUCCCUCUUUCCAUCACCCCGCCCCAUUCUCCCUCUUUCCAUCACCCCGCCCCAUUCUCCCGCUUUCCAUCACCCCGCCCCAUUCUCCCGCUUUCCAUCACCCACCCCAUUCUCCCGCUUUCCAUCACCCCGCCCCAUUCUCCCGCUUUCCAUCACCUCGCCCCAUUCUCCCGCUUUCCAUCACCCCGCCCCAUUCUCCCUCUUUCCAUCACCCCGCCCCGUUCUCCCGCUUUCCAUCACCCGCCCUGUUCUCCCGCUUUCCAUCACCCCGCCCCAUUCUCCCGCUUUCCAUCACCCCGCCCCAUUCUCCCUCUUUCCAUCACCCCGCCCCAUUCUCCCUCUUUCCAUCACCCCGCCCCAUUCUCCCUCUUUCCAUCACCCCGCCCCAUUCUCCCGCUUUCCAUCACCCCGCCCCAUUCUCCCUCUUUCCAUCACCCGCCCCAUUCUCCCGCUUUCCAUCACCCGCCCCAUUCUCCUGCUUUCCAUCACCCCACCCCAUUUUCCCGCUUUCCAGCACCCCACCCCAUUCUCCCGCUUUCCAUCACCCCGCCCCAUUCUCCCGCUUUCCAGCACCCCGCCCCAUUCUCCCGCUUUCCAUCGCCCCGCCCCAUUCUCCCUCUUUCCAGCACCCCGCCCCAUUGUCCCGCUUUCCAUCGCCCCGCCCGAUUCUCCCGCUUUCCAUCACCCCUCCCCAUUCUCCCGCUUUCCAGCACUUCGCAUCGUUCUCCCGCUUUCCAUCACCCCGCCCGAUUCUCCCGCUAUCCAUCACCCCGCCCCGUUCUUCCGCUUUCCAUCACCCCGCCCCAUUCUCCCUCUUUCCAUCACCCCGCCCCAUUCUCCCGCUUUCCAUCACCCGCCCCAUUCUCCCGCUUUUCAUCACACCGCCCCAUUCUCCCGCUUUCCAUCACCCCGCCCGAUUCUCCCUCUUUCCAUCACCCCGCCCCAUUCUCCCUCUUUCCAUCACCCCGCACCAUUGUCCCGCUUUCCAUCACCCCGCCCCAUUCUCCCUCUUUCCAUCACCCCGCCUCAUUCUCCCGCUUUCCAGCACCCCGCACCGUUCUCCCGCUUUCCAUCACCCCGCCCAAUUCUUCCGCUAUCCAUCACCCCGCCCCGUUCUCCCGCUUUCCAUCACCCCGCCCCAUUCUCCCGCUUUCCAUCACCCCGCCCCAUUCUCCCUCUUUCCAUCACCCCGCCCCAUUCUCCCGCUUUCCAUCACACGCCCCGUUCUCCUGCUUUCCAUCACCCCGCCCCAUUCUCCCGCUUUCCAUCACGCCGCCCCAUUCUCCCUCUUUCCAUCACCCCGCCCCAUUCUCCCUCUUUCCAUCACCCCGCCCCAUUCUCCCUCUUUCCAUCACCCCGCCCCAUUCUCCCGCUUUCCAUCACCCCGUCCCAUUCUCCCUCUUUCCAUCACCCCGCCCCAUUCUCCCUCUUUCCAUCACCCCGCCCCAUUCUCCCUCUUUCCAUAACCCCGCCCCAUUCUCCCGCUUUCCAUCACCCCGCCCCAUUCUCCCACUUUCCAGCACCCCGCCCCAUUCUUCCGCUUUCCAUCACCCCGCCCCAUUCUCCCGCUUUCCAGCACCCCGCCUUAUUCUCCCGCUUUCCAUCACCCCGCCCGAUUCUCCCGCUUUCCAGCACCCCGCCCCAUUCUCCCGCUUUCCAUCACCCCGCCCCAUUCUCCCGCUUUCCAUCACCCCGCCCCAUUCUCCCGCUUUCCACCACCCUGCCCCAUUCUCACGCUUUCCAUCACCCCGCCCCAUUCUCCCUCUUUCCAUCACCCCGCCCCAUUCUCCCUCUUUCCAUCACCCCGCCCCAUUCUCCCGCUUUCCAUCACCCCGCCCCAUUCUCCCUCUUUCCAUCACCCCGCCCCAUUCUCCCGCUUUCCAUCACACGCCCCGUUCUCCUGCUUUCCAUCACCCCGCCCCAUUCUCCCGCUUUCCAUCACGCCGCCCCAUUCUCCCUCUUUCCAUCACCCCGCCCCAUUCUCCCUCUUUCCAUCACCCCGCCCGAUUCUCCCGCUUUCCAGCACCCCGCCCCAUUCUCCCGCUUUCCAUCACCCCGCCCCAUUCUCCUGCUUUCCAUCACCCCGCCCCAUUCUCCCGCUUUCCACCACCCUGCCCCAUUCUCACGCUUUCCAUCACCCCGCCCCAUUCUCCCUCUUUCCAUCACCCCAACCCAUUCUCCCUCUUUCCAUCACCCCGCCCCAUUCUCCUGCUUUCCAUCACCCCGCCCCAUUCUCCCGCUUUCCAUCACCCCGCCCCAUUCUCCCGCUUUCCAUCACUCUGCCCCAUUCUCCCGCUUUCCAUCACCCCGCCCCAUUCUCCCUCUUUCCAUCACCCCGCCCCAUUCUCCCGGUUUCCAUCACCCUGCCCCAUUCUCCCGCUUUCCAUCACCCCGCCCCAUUCUCCCUCUUUCCAUCACCCCCCCAUUCUCCCGCUUUCCAUCACCCCGCCCCAUUCUCCCGCUUUUCAGCACCCCGCCCCAAUGGAAAGCGGGAGAAUGGGGAGGGGUGCUGGAAAGCGGGAGAAUGGGGCGGGUGAUGGAAAGCAGGACAGCCUUAAAACGCGCAAGGAUCCGCACAUGUGGAGGAAGUGCAGCGGGCGCUCUCCAUUCGCGAGCGGCAAUGACCAAUGA
Messenger RNA from Closterium sp. Naga37s-1, 3423 nucleotides. The record is from the annotation of a GenBank genome assembly. Lineage: Eukaryota; Viridiplantae; Streptophyta; Zygnematophyceae; Desmidiales; Closteriaceae.